GUUUUGACAGGUCGCCAGGCCCUAGUCGGCCAUUUGUGAACGACGAGCUACAUUUACAAAAUCCCCAUUGGGCAUUGGUAUCAUUUCAUUCCGCUAAUUAAAACACAUUGUGCUGGUUGCCGAUGUUCUGCAGUGAGUUAUAGUUGAACUCGUUUCUAUUCUAUGUACUUGAAUUCAGAAGAAUAUUUAACGAUGUUCCUAAAUAGUAGGAUUAUUGGGUUAUUAUGACGAUAAAAUGAACUCGGAGUAAGUAAAAAUAAUUUCUACUACAGUGCCUAAGUACUUCCUACAAUGAUUAAUCUUUUGGGGCAAGGUUCUUUAAUAUUUUAUGUAAAUAAGUAUGUAUUGGUGUAAAGUGACGUAUAGUGCAUUAAGUGUUGUCAUCACGUGCAAGAACGUAGACGGAGAAUAGUUGUGAAGGUUUGAAUCGUCGUUACUUGAAUACAGAAUCGGUGGCUGUUACGACGUUCGUAAUAUAUUCGUAAGCGACUGAUGGCAAUUCGCACCAGUGUCUGAUAAGUGAAGUGUCAACAUGGGACCGAAACCUCCGCCGCCUCCAGGCCCUCCUCCUCCGCCUGGACCGCCACCUCCUCCUGUAUUCGGAGGUGGUUCGAAGGGUGGUGGUGCUGAUGACAGAAACGCUUUGUUGAGUUCUAUACGACAGGGAACAAAGUUGAAAAAGACUCAAACAGUGGACAAAAGUGGCCCUUAUAUACCGGGAAAAGUGUCAAAUGUGUCUAGUGGAGGAUCGCCAAGUGGAAGCAGUGCGCGGAGUGCUGCUCCUCUACAGAAUGGCGGGGGUGGCGCCCCGCCUGGCCUUGGCGGACUGUUUGCUGGAGGGAUGCCCAAACUGAGACCUACUGGAAAACUGGCAGGUUCCACACCAAAUGGCCAAGUCAAAAACGACGCGCCGCGGUUCCCGCCACCCCAACCUCACCAACCUCCACAAAGGUCUUCCCCAGACAAAGUACGACCGCCAUCAUCGACGAGCAACGUCGGGGCACUCUCAGCCGCAUUAUCGGAAGCUUUAGCAGGACGAGAUAGAGAAUCGAGAGAAGCUCAUAGAGAGGUCCCAAGAGAGCCCCCUGCGAGACCUGCUGUUCGGAGACAGCCGAGCGAUAUAAGGACGAGAGGACCUCCACCUCAACCGCCUAUACAAAAACCAGCGAUGCCAUUGAGUUCAUCAGAUUCCGUGCUGACGACUAACUCGGUGCUGGACCGCAUCAGUAAUCUUCAACAGCAGAACUCGGAACAAGUGAUCAAUGCUCAUGUCGCCUCCACACUGCAUAGGAAUAAGAGCUCGCUGCAUGCGACUGGACAGGGUGCAUUGGGUGGGAGUAUGACCUCCCUCUCAUCAUCAUCAUCACCGACUCCAGCGCCAGCAUCUUCACUCUCGACAUCAGAUCUCUGCGAUAGGCCUCGUGUAAGCCACGGCAAGCCGAACUUAGCACCCAAGCCUCCGCAGUUAGCCCCGGCCCCCAACAACGACACCAGGCCUUCGCCCCCGCCUAAGAAACUGAUCACUAACGGCAAGAUCGCUGGACGAACACAGAGUAUGAGGGUGCCUAGGUCUCCACCGGCAUCGCCGUCGUCUCCACAAACAGCUGGUGGCCGACCGUUCAACCUGCCACCAGCUCCCGUUAAUCCACCCAUUGGUACAAAGAACCCGGCUUCACAUUUCGGUACAUUACGAGCGCCCCGCGGUCUCCGGCCCCCUGGCGUUUGUCCGCCGCCACCGCCCGGGGCUCCACCGCCGCCCCCGGGUGCUCCGCCCCCGCCGCCGCCCGCGAGACACGCGCAGCAGCCGCCGCCGCCCCCGCCGCCGCACCACCGACAAACUAGUAUGAAUGGCGACGAGGGUGUAGCCCCGCUUCCACCGGUUCGUGGCUCGUCCAUGCGCUCCCUGGACCUGGAGGCUCGCUUCGCAGACCUGUUCCAACAUCCGUCGCGCUUCCCAGAGCCUGACCCCUUCCUGCGGAUCGCCAAAGGCUACAGCAGCGCCACCGUCGCCGUGAGCAAGGCGCAGGCGCCGCCGCCCCCGCUGUCCGUGCCGCUCGAGGGCUGGACGCGCACCUCCAGCGCCUGCUAGCGAGCCCGGGGGGCGUCCGCCCCCCCGCGCACUGCCUCGCCCGCCUCCGCCCCGCCCGACCUCGCCAAGCAGCCAACUCCUGUGGCGCAGCCCGCCCCGGCGCCGGCCCCAGCCCCCGCGGCGCCGGCG
Spodoptera exigua (beet armyworm) is the source of this 2218-nucleotide messenger RNA. NCBI's taxonomy places the organism in Eukaryota, Metazoa, Arthropoda, Insecta, Lepidoptera, Noctuidae. The record is from the annotation of a GenBank genome assembly.